Molecule: messenger RNA, 2945 nt
Organism: Parasteatoda tepidariorum (common house spider)
Lineage: Eukaryota; Metazoa; Arthropoda; Arachnida; Araneae; Theridiidae
Biological process (GO): intracellular signal transduction
Molecular function (GO): protein binding
Source: RefSeq, a predicted model, not a curated record
UAUGGAAACAUGCUACGCUCAUCCCGUUUACCACAUCACUGCGAAAUCACAGAUAUUCUGAUAUCUUUUAUAAAUAUAUUCCUCAUUCGUCGAAUUGGGUUUUUUUCCUGUGAUUAGCAAAAAACGACUUAGUGAUUCUUCUAUUGAUAUGUGAAAUAGCUGAUGAAUUCUGUAAUUUUUCGGAAUAAGUGAAUUGGUUAUACGAUUCUGCUGUUGAUAUCUUGAUACUUUUCGAUUCUGUCCACUUGAUAAGAUUCAGGUUAUUUAUGCUUGAUAGUUAAGCCUAUGGAUGCUUAAAUUGAAAGGAAACAAUCAAGGAAUUUCGGAAUCAAUUCUAGAUUAUCAUAUAGCUAAGCCCCAUUUUAAAUAAGUUUGAAAUUUCUUUUUACUUGAUCUAAAUCUGUAGAUUCAGAGACAGAACUACGCCAUCUAAAAUUCAUAAAUUUUAACGAACUAUCUGAACAUGAGAUGACAAUAUAACGCAUAUCUGGUAUUCAAACGGAGUGUCGUAAAGUUAGACAUUUUCAUUUGAGCAAGGCAUAAUAGUCAUUUAGAUAUAAUAAAUUCAUCUAAUUACCAAGUUUUUACUUUAAAAAAUGAUACUUAGUCUACUCAAAUGGUUUCGUGAGACUUUUUACAGAUCGGAUUCAGAUGCAGAAAACGAAUCAUUAAAGAAAAAUUCAGCUUUGGAUCUGAAGUUUUUUCCCAAAUCUUACUAUCAGCGUGUUUACAUGAACUCAGAAAUAUAUUAUAAAAUUAUCUUCAAUGAAGGAAUAGUACUUACUUUAUCAGACUACAGAAGAUAUUUCUUAAACUCGGGAAUUCAGACUCUAUUCGAUUGCAUCGUAGAUGAAAUGUUCGAAAUAAAUUCUGAAGAAUCAGAGUUUAUUGCAAAAUUAACGCUUUGGAGGUUAAAGGAUGACCGAUUCGGAGAAAAUAUGUUCAAAAGCUUCAGUGGUCAAAAACUGAAAUACUUUUUGCAUCAUUAUCACCGUGCGCUGCAUCAAUUACAUAAAGAAACUGGGAAUUGGUCAUUUGAUCCAUUAUCUUUGGUUAUGUCAGAGUGUUAUAGCCCAUUACAUGAAAGUUUUAAGGAGGGAAAUUUUGAAAUGUUAUCUAUAAUUUUAAAUAGUGGAUAUAGAUUGGAAUUUAAUGACACUAAAAGGCUAUUCUACACUUCCUUCUCUUGCAACAGAGGACAAAGACGUAUUGCUAACUUCGAGUAUUUGAUCAGAAUUAAUACAUUCCUGACAAUCAGAAAAUAUUUGAGAACAUUGGAGAAAAGGAAAAGAAUUGAUGACAACUCAACCAUAUAUAAAUUGAGUGAUCUGUGUUUUCAAGUUGAAGACAGAGAAACAGAACGUCAUGAUCGCUUCAAAGCAUUCCAGGAAAUUUUUUUCUGUUUAAAAGAAGCUUCAUUGGCCGAUAUGUCAGAAGAAUUUGAAAAUCGUCAUGCCACAACAACAAGAAAGUGCUCACUUCAAGUGAGGAGGAAUUUCUUAAUUCUUCAAACACUCCAUGCAUUUGCCAGUAAUUAUUGCGAACAGAAAAGGAUGCUGGAAACUUUAGAUCUAAUUUGGAGAUCUAUACCUGAUACAUAUGUUAAUCCAUUCGAGUUGAUGAAUAUUCUUUAUGAGGGUCGAUAUUUCGUGAAAAAAGAAAGUGUUUCUUUGACUCAAGAAGAAUAUGCCAAAAGUGAAAUUCUCGGAUAUAACAAUAUCGCAAACCCUAGAUCUUUGAAACAUCUUUGCCGAUGCGAAAUAAGACAUUGCCUCGCAAAAAACCAUCAGUUACCUAAUGGAGUGCAUGCUUUAAUCAUGCCAUCAGAACUCAAAUCUUUUUUGCUGUUAGAACGAUGAAACCGGAGUACAAUUUGUUUAUUUCUGAAAUUGAUGGUUUACUUAAUAUUAAUAGACGAUAAAAACUAAGUACAGUGCUCAAAAAAUACACAAAAACGUAGUUUUUCUGAAUAAACAUACUUUUUUUUCGUUGGAUUCAGAUUUCUGCCUCGAAAAUAAAGGGUGUAGCCAUGAUCUGGGAAAUAUUGUCUUAAUAGUUUGGUCAAGAGAGCGAUCCAAAGUUUUGACCCCUUAAUGUUAAUUUAAUUUUUUUUUUUCGUAUUUCACCAUAUCUCGAGAAAUCUUUUAACAGACUGAAGAAUUAAUAUUAAUAUUACAUUACAUUAUUAAAAUUAUAUUAAAAAUUAACAUUAUUGAAAAUUAAUUGAACAUUAAGGGGUCAAAACUUUCGACAGCUGUCCUGACCAAAUUAUUGGAACCAUAUUUCCCAGAUUGCGGCUACUCCCUAUCUCUUAAAAAGCAGAAAUCUGAAUCAGAUAUGUUUGAUUAGAGAAAAUACAUUUUUGUACUUCAUAACUUAAAAUAUCGUCUACUUAAUAACUUCAUAACUUAAAAUAUCGUCUAAAUAAUUAACAUAUUUAAAGUCGCCCCCUCGACCCAUUAAGAUUGAAUCCCAGAACGUGAAGAUCCAAUCAUUGGAUAAAAAGUUAUUCAGGGUUGUCCAUUUUUUUUCUUCCUGGCGCACUGUUCUUAUGCAAAUUGUUUCACUAUGCAAUGCAUGUAAAACAAACAAUUCGUUAUUUCUUCACAAUGAUUUUUAAAACUAAAAAAAAGGAAUAAAAAUAUAUAAACGAGUACUAAGCGUAUUUCAACCUAUUUUGGACUUUUGAUCAAAAAUUUAUCUUAAACACAAAAAUCGAAAAUUAUCUAUGCAAGUAUGUAAAAUUGUUUUACGAUGCAAUGCAUAUAAACAAACUCUUUUACAUUUUUUCGAUGAUUUUUAAAGCUAAUCUAUGAACCUAAGUGCGUUUUAUUCAAAUCACUCUCAAAUAUUAAAUUAUAUCUAACUCUGGAAUUUUAAAUGUGUGAGCCUAUUUAUAUAUAAUUUCAGUUGUACUGUUUGUUCAUUAAAGAUGUUUAACUGAA